Prorocentrum cordatum is the source of this 1376-nucleotide messenger RNA. NCBI's taxonomy places the organism in Eukaryota, Dinophyceae, Prorocentrales, Prorocentraceae. The record is from the annotation of a GenBank genome assembly.
AGGAGCUGGCCGCGGGCUGCGAGCUGCGGAUCAUCGUCGACGACGACAAGCAUGCGCGGGUGAAGCUGCUGCCCGAGCAGAGGGCCGCCCCGCUCGCGGGCCAGCAGGGCGCCCCGCCGGUCACCGCUACCGCCGAGAUUUUUGGCGCAGAGCUCGUGCCGGGACAGGAUUACCCCUUGCUCGGCGGCACGAGGACUGCCAUCUACACGUGGCACGGCUGUAGAAUCCAGGUCAGCGGCCCCACGGCCCAGGAGUACGACGCCCCCAACGUGGUAAUGCGGGACUACCUCAGCUGCGCGGCCGUUCUCGAGGAGCGGCGGCAGCGCGCGGACGACCUCGCCAUGCCGGCCCCGAGGGUGCUCGUGUGCGGCAGCGCCUUCGCCGGGAAGAGCUCGCUGUGCCAGGUGCUCUGCAACUACGCCCUGCGGCGCGAGCAUACGCCCGUCUACGUGGACCUGGGACGCGGUAGCCAGCAGAACGGAAGCCAGGGGCUCCCCGCGUGCGUCACUGCCGUGCCGGUGGAGCACGCUGCCGACGAGGAGCCCUCGAGGCGCAUGGCUUACUUCUUCGGGCACAUCGACUGGAUCGACAACCCGCGGCUCUACGAGCGCGUGGUGUCUCACCUUAGCAAGGUGGUGCUGGCGAAGCUGAACCACAACACGUCGCCGGAGGGCGCCCGGACGGCGUCCUCCGGCCUCGUGGUCAACGCGCCUUCCCAGCCCACGUCGGAGCUGCUGGGCAAGAUCAUAGAUAUGUUUGAGAUCGACAUCGUGUUCAUCCUUGACAACGAGGGCCUGCACGCGUCGCUCUCGCAGAUGUACGCGGGGUGCCCGAAGGUGAACGGGGUGCCCAAGGUUGAGGUCGUGCCCCUGCCGAAGGCUGGCGGGGUGGUGCAGGCGUCCGCGAAGAGGCUGCGGUAUCUGCGAGCGCUCCGGGUCCGGGACUACUUCUACGGCGUGAUGCGGGACUUCCACCCCUACUCCGUGCUGGUGGACCUGAGCGACGUGCAGCUGGUGCAGAUCGAAACGGCCAUGCUGUCGGCGAGCAUGCUGCCGAUUGGGCAGGAGUCCAAGCAGUCUGUAGAGUUCAUCGUGCGGCCCUUCGCCGGCAGCGUGCAGCAGCUGGAGAACGCGAUGCUCGCUGUGGUCCGCGCGAACAGCAUGAACGAGGUGCUGUUUGCGCCGAUGUGCGGCUUGGUGCUCGUGACCAAGGUGGAGCAGCACGCCCUCCAGCUGCUCUGCCCCGCGCCGCCGCCCCUGCCGGCGCAGUACCUGCUGGUCGGGGACUUCAAGAAUCUGAAGUUUAUCGACAUCUGAGGGCCGCGGCGCCGGCGGGGCAUCGCCGCCCGCAGGCGGAGGGCCAGGUGGCGGUGGGCC